Lathyrus oleraceus (garden pea) is the source of this 603-nucleotide messenger RNA. RefSeq names its product regulator of nonsense transcripts 1 homolog. The transcript has 2 exons. The record is from RefSeq and is a predicted model, not a curated record. Lineage: Eukaryota; Viridiplantae; Streptophyta; Magnoliopsida; Fabales; Fabaceae. The coding region runs from base 1 to 603 and encodes 200 amino acids.
AUGCGUGCAAAUUCACAGCUUCACUCUAAUCAAAAACCAAACACUACACCUCCAAUUGGCAAUCAUCUUCCACAUCAACAGGGCACACAACAGCCUAUUGGGAAUAUGGGAUCCACAUUUAAUUUCCCUGCAUUAGAGAACCCAAACAGCCAGCCAUCUGUUGGUGGUCCACUAUCUCAACCUGGCUUUGCUAAUAAUAUAUCGGUCCAAGGGGCGGGGCAGUCAUUCCGAGAUCAAUUUUCUGUUCCUGGAAUGUCUCAGGACUUCUUGGGUGAUGACUUCAAGAGCCAAGGAUCUCAUGUUCCUUAUAAUGUAACUGAUUUCUCUACACAGGCUUCUCAAAGUGGAUAUGCUGUUGACUAUGCAACACAAGGAGCACAAGGUGGAUUCCCAGGGAACUUUCUGAACCAAAAUUCUCAAGCUGGAUAUUCACGCUUUGGUUCUGGAAAUAACUUUAUGUCUCAGGACUACAUGGGCCAUGGAUCUCAGGGGCUUUCCACUCAGGUGGGGUUCAGUGAUCCCUUGCAAGAUGAUGCAACACAGAACCAUUUCAAUGUGGCUAAUUUUAAUCCACUUCAAUCACAGACGAAUUCUCUCUACUAG